CCAGAGCAGGAACCGGGUACAAAACCGUUGUUUAGGGUUCGGGCUGCGAGUGCUUCCCUGUGUCGGAAACGCUGCCAUGGACCCCGCGGAGAGCCACCAUGGCGUCACCUGGAACCAGAGCACCCUGGGCUUAAGUCUCCACAGCACCACAGACACACUGGUGAUGACGUUCUACCUCUUGCUGGUCGUGUGCGUCGGGCUGUGGGCUUUACUGUCACACAGUCGCGGGACAGUAAAAGACUUCUUCCUGGCUGGCCAAAAUCUAGCAUGGUGGUUGAUGGGCAUUUCCAUUUAUUCUUCAAAUAUUGGCAGCGGCCACUAUAUGGCCCUGGCUGGCAUAGGUGCAGCUUCAGGGAUUGCUGUUGGGGCCCUUGAGUGGAAUAGUAUAUUUAUGCUCUUUCUUCUUGGUUGGAUAUUUGUGCCCAUCUAUAGCAAGGCUGAGGUGGUGACAUUGCCAGAAUAUCUGAAGAAGAGGUUUGGCAGCCUCCGCAUCCAGCUGUUCUUCACUUUCAUUUUCUUAAUCGUCUAUAUCUUCAGCAGGAUCUCGAUGGAGAUUGGCUUUGGCGCCAUGUUCUUGAAAAUGGUUUGGGACACUGAUAUUUACCAGACCAUGUUGACCGUGCUGACGAUCAUCGGCAUGUAUACCAUCACAGGUGGCCUGGCCACUGUGGCUUACGUUGAGAGCUUACAAGCUGGUAUCAUGAUUUUGGGCUCAGCCUUGUUAAUGGGUUAUGCCUUUUAUGAAGUUGGAGGGUAUCCGAAGCUGGUGAGUAAGUACAUGGAAGCCAUCCCAAGCAAGACCCAGCAGGGGAACUGGACUGCCCAGCCAGAGUGCUAUCUGCCCCGUCAGGAUGCUUUCCACAUCUUCCGAAGCUGUGUCUCUGGAGACAUUCCUUGGCCUGGACUCAUCUUAGGGGCCACCACUGUCUCUCUGUUCUACGGGUGUGCCGAUCAGGUUUCUGUCCAGCGGUUUCUGGCAGGAAAGAGCAGGCUUCACAUGGAAGGUGGCUGCCUAUUGUGCGGCUACUUAAAGCUGCUGCCCAUGUUCCUCAUGGUGAUGCCGGGCAUGAUCAGCCGUAUCUUGUACCCAGAUCAAGUGGCCUGCGUCGUGCCUUCGGAAUGCCAGAAGUUCUGUGGCCGAGGAACCGGUUGUAGUGCCCUGGCUUACCCAGUGCUGGUCUUAGGAGUGAUGCCUCAUGGCCUGCAAGGCUUUAUGCUGUCCACAGUGUGCGCCUCCCUCAUGUCUUCCUUGACGUCUAUUUUCAACAGUUCCAGCGCCCUGUUCACGCUGAACAUUUAUACCUGGAUUCGGCCCACGGCCACCGAGAAGGAGCUGAUGAUAGCUGGCAGGUUUUUUGUUAUAAUCUUGCUCGCCGUCACCAUUGUCUGGAUCCCCAUUAUAGAAAUGGCCCCCAAUGAGAUACUGUUCGAGUACAUGCAGGUUCUUAAGAGCUGUCUGACCCCGAGCAUGACUGCCGUCUUUCUGCUGGCUGUCUUUUGCAAGAGGGUGAACGAGCAGGGCGCCUUCUGGGGACUGAUUGUGGGAACCACAAUUGGUGUCUUUCGACUGCUGGCUGAGUUUUUCUAUGGCCCGGUGACUUGCGGGAGAGACCGCCAGUGUCCUAUAUUCAUCUGCGGCCUCCAUUACCUCUAUUUUGGCUUUUGCCUUUUCUUGGUCACCAUUCUGAUCAUACUGGCCAUCUCCUUAGCUACGGAACCGAUUCCAGAUCACCACCUCCAUGGUCUCUGCUGGAGUUUACGUAACAGCCAACAGAGGAGAGUGGCUUUAGACAAAGAGAUGAGAUGGAAGGCCUUCCCCAGCUUCACAUCCCAGCCAGGUAUGUUUGGGGAGGCCCACACCUGCCUCUGGAAGUUCUGGGACUUGUUCUGCGGUCUCGACUCACAGUCAAAGUGUAAGACAGGCCCGGAGAACGCUACCGAGAAGGAGUUAGAGGACACCUGGAAGAAGGUUGUAUCCAGCGACAGGUCAACGGCCUUUGAGAUUCUGGCCAGGAGAAUGGCAGCCAGAAAGAGUGAGGAACACGAGGAUAGGAUGAAAGACUGGAGCAACGAACCCGAGAGCCUCUUCUGGAAGAGAGUCGUGCAGGCUAGCGCCAUCCUUUUGUUCCUGAUUCUCAUUGUUGCGCAUGUCUAUUUUGCCUGAUGAGCCAGGACUUGCUGCCUUUCCCAGCCUGCCUGCCUCAUUAUGGAGGGAUGAAGUGUUUCCUUUAUAGAGACCCAACAAUAUGGGGCCAAAGACCUGACGAGCAAUAACAGCUAGCGCGCAUGCGUGGACCAGAGACAAAGCUGUCCCCGUGUUUACAAACUGUGCGGGUGAGGAUGUGUGCUCCUCUCUGAGGCGAAACCUCGUCUCUAAAUUUCUUAGGCAAUACAGGCUUUCUUUUUUAAAUUUAAUGCUGGCUUAAAAAAGAAAUCUAUGAUAAUUUUGGUAUAUAUUUUUAAAAUCUCCCCACUCAAUAUCGCUUUGCUGUCUAAGCAUCUGGAAGGGAGGCAUGGCCCAGCUGACAGAUGCCAGUGGCUAAAGUCUUGCUCCACUCUUGCUGCAGGCUGUUGCCCACAGGUGUUGAAUCAAUGCCAACGACGACGACCACUCAAGCCACCAGGGAGCAACAGCUACCUCCUUGGUGCGAACUUCAGCCGGUCAGGGAUGCUCUAAAGGAACUGGUUCUUAAACCACUUACCACCGAUUGGCUUCAGUUGCCUUGAUUCUCUAGAGGGUAGAGGCCACUCCUUUGCUAUGAGCUCUUCUUAGCCAUACCCCGUUUCUUACAAUAAGAGCGGGGGCCUAUGGGUAAGAUUCUUUUAGCCUACCUGUCCAGGCAUCCUGGGCUAUGUCUCUCUGGGAAUUCCCUAAACUUCUCUUUCUUCUUCUCGGAUCAUAAUAAAUGACCUGUGUCGUUACCAAAA
Mus musculus (house mouse) is the source of this 2928-nucleotide messenger RNA. Its product is annotated as predicted gene 5134. The transcript has 15 exons. The coding region runs from base 77 to 2164 and encodes 695 amino acids. Gene Ontology annotation, biological process: transmembrane transport. Gene Ontology annotation, cellular component: membrane. Lineage: Eukaryota; Metazoa; Chordata; Mammalia; Rodentia; Muridae. Gene Ontology annotation, molecular function: transmembrane transporter activity. The record is from RefSeq and is a predicted model, not a curated record.